Messenger RNA from Eruca vesicaria subsp. sativa (arugula), 3037 nucleotides. The record is from the annotation of a GenBank genome assembly. Lineage: Eukaryota; Viridiplantae; Streptophyta; Magnoliopsida; Brassicales; Brassicaceae.
AUUAAAUCCAGUAAAGUUACAAUAAUUAAUUGCAAGACGACGACUUUUCCUUUUGUUUUUUUUUUCCCCUUGUUGUCAGUCUCUCCUUCGUGUAUUCACGUUUCGUAUAAGUCGUCGUCAUCAGCAGCAGCCAUGGAUUCUUCUGUUUUGUUUCGCUGUUACUCAUGCAUCACCUUUCUCCUCUAAUUUUUUUACAACACGACAACAACUAUUAAAAACUUGCUCUGUUCUUUCAUUCAAAACAAAAACAAAAAAAAACAAAAAACUUUCUCUGUUCCGACAACUUUCGAAGACAUGUUAGCUUCGUGUCUGAAAAAAGAAUGAGACUUGAAACAUGAGUUCUUGAGAAAGUUGUUGUUUCCAUGGGUUGCGGAGGUUCUAAACUAGAUGAUCAGCAGCUUGUGAUUCUCUGCAGAGAACGUAAAGAACUGAUCAAAACGGCGUCGCAUCACCGCUCUGCUCUCGCUGUCGCUCACCUCGUUUACCUCCAGUCUCUCCGUGACGUCGGUGAAGCUAUCCAACGUUUCGUUGACGAAGAGAACGUUUCUUCUUCUUCUUCUUCUCCGGUUCUCACGCUUCCUUCCGACGAAAGUAAACCGAAGAAACACAAAGGUUCAAUCUCUUCAACCUCAAUUUCACAUUCGGUUAUCGAAGAAGAAAACGGUUCGCAUUUGGAUCUCUCUUCCGGAUCUGAAUCCGGUUUAGAAGAUGGAUCCGAUAAUGAUGAUGAUCAUAUCCAUAUUGAUACCACUCCUGAACCAGAGCUAAACCGGUCAAAAAAACAAACAUUCUCUCCCGGUUAUGGCUAUCCUCCACCCGGUUAUCCAUACCCGUAUCCGGUUGGAGGAUGGGGAUUCAAUAACGAGAAUCAAAACACGAAUCAAGGAAUGUAUUUCAUGAAGAAAUCUUCAACACCAUCUCAACCGUUCGUUUUCAAACCGGAGAAUCAUCGAGUAGAGCCGUCGGAUCCCGGUUAUUUCAUUAAUCCUGGAUCAACCGGUUCCGGUUAUCUCCAUAAUUCUAAUUAUUCCGGUUAUCCUCCUCCUUCUCCAGCAAAGCCACCACCACCACCUCCUGCUCUUCCUUCACCGCCUAGAGUCUCCACGUGGGACUUUUUAAACGUUUUCGACACGUAUGACUACAGCAACGCACGUUCUCGUGCUCCAAGCUACUAUCCUCAAGGUAUGGCGUCUAUCUCAAGCAGCCCUGACUCGAAGGAAGUUAGAGAGAGAGAAGGCAUCCCUGAGCUUGAAGAAGUAUCAGAACACGAAGUGAUCAAGAAAGUGUAUAGACGACCAGUUUUGGAGAAAGUGAAAGAACACAAAGAAACAGUGCCUUUGCCUGAGAGCUCAUUAGAUUCAGAGACUGUGUCCACGUUUUCAGGGAGUAGUGAUGUUGAGUCUGAGUUUCAUUAUGUUAAGAGUAGUAACAGUUCAAGUGGACAAGAGACGAUCAUGGAGACAGAAGUGUAUGGGAACAAGAAAGGUGUUGUUAGCUUUGAGUUGGAGGAAGCGAGUACUUCUUCUUCUUUUGAUGUUGAGUCUUCUAAGAUGAGUAGUUUCUCGAGUUUGUCGGUUCAUGCAACUAGGGAUCUUAGAGGAGUUGUGGAGGAGAUUAAGAGUGAGUUUGAGAUUGCUUCUUCUUGUGGGAAGGAGGUUGCUUUGCUUCUUGAAGUCAGUAAGUUGCCUUAUCAGCAUAAAGACAAGAGUGGCUUUAAAGUUAUCUUAUCAAGAAUCAUGUAUCUUGUAGCACCGUCCACACGCUCUAAGCCACAACUAUCAAUAAAACUAACAGCUAGGACAUUAGAAAUGGCGAAAGCAUAUAAUGGACAAGAUGGUGAUGGAAACCUCUCAUCAACUUUGGGGAAGCUCUAUGCAUGGGAAAAGAAACUCUACAAAGAAGUCAAGGGAGAAGAGAAGCUUCGUUCCAUCUAUGAAGAGAAGUGUAAAUCACUGAAGAAAAUGGACACUCAUGGAGCAGAAGCUACAAAAAUUGAGGCAACUCGAGCAUACAUCAGGAAGCUUCUGAUGAAAAUAGAUAUCUCUAUAAGAUCUGUUGAUUCUAUUUCAAGAAGAAUCCAUAAACUUAGAGAUGAAGAGUUGCAGCCACAACUCACAGAGCUAAUUCAUGGGUUGGUGAGAAUGUGGAGAUCAAUGCUAAAGUGCCACCAGAAACAGUUCCAAGCCAUCAUGGAAACCAAGGUUCAAUCUGUAAAGACUAAUACCAUCUCUAGUUCCAAAGCCUUUCUUGAUCUUGAGAUGGAGCUUAGAGACUGGUGCAUCAGCUUCAACGAAUGGGUCAAAACACAGAAAAAAUACGUCCACUCUCUAAACCAAUGGCUCUCGAAAUGUCUUCACUACGAACCUGAAGCAACAGAGGAUGGAUACGCUCCUUUCUCACCUAGACAAAUCGGUGCACCACCGAUCUUUACCAUAUGCAAAGACUGGCAAGAAGCAAUGGGGAGAGUAUCUGGAGAGAAAGUGAGCAAUGCAAUGCAGAGUUUCGCUUCAAGCUUACACGAGCUAUGGGAGAAGCAAGAGGAAGAAGAACAGAGAGUCAGAGCAGCAGAACUUGAGGGUAGAGAUCAUGUGGAGUUUGAUAAGAGGAGUGUGGUUUCGAAAGGGAGGUCAGAGAGUGGAGUGUCGGUGUUGGAUGAUUUGAAAGUGGAUUUGGAUUCCAUGAGGAAGAAGGUGGAGGAGAGAGGUAAACGUAAAGAAAACACUGUGAAGCUCGUGUCUUCUUCGAGUAGUACCUUGAAAGUUGGAUUGGGUCCUGUUUUUGAUGCGUUGAGAAAAUUCAACGUAGAGGUUGUUAAAGCUCAUGGUAUUGUUAGACUUCAACAUCCUCAGACUUCUUCUUGAAUAGGGAGAGUGAGCCACAUUUUGAAAUCUUUUGAAGUUUUGUUACUUGAAAAUUAGAUAUAGGUUCAUAUAGAUUCCACAUUCAAGUAAAAAAAAAAACAAGAUUUGAGAAGUAUUGAUCUCGUAUAUUGUAGUUUGUGUUCUACAUGUUAUUUCCAUUCAUUACACAGUGUUAG